Molecule: messenger RNA, 1333 nt
Organism: Gymnodraco acuticeps
Lineage: Eukaryota; Metazoa; Chordata; Actinopteri; Perciformes; Bathydraconidae
Product: A disintegrin and metalloproteinase with thrombospondin motifs 2-like
Biological process (GO): extracellular matrix organization; proteolysis
Cellular component (GO): extracellular matrix
Molecular function (GO): metalloendopeptidase activity
Source: RefSeq, a predicted model, not a curated record
CCUCUCUCCAUCAGCUGCUGUCAGACUUCGCUGUCGUUCGUCCAAUCAGGACCAACGCCGAGGGCCACUUCCUGUCUGCAUCAGUCUCCGCCCCCCGCCGCAACAGAAGACACGCCCCCUCCACCGACGACACGCCCUUUGACGUUAACAACCACAGACAAACAGACACGCCCACUUCACACCAUGCCCUUCCCACAUAUGCCUCACCGUCCAAUCAGAGAGGCCGUGGCUGGAGGGGGCGGGGUCCCGGGGAGCAGGAGGCAGAGCUCUUCUACAAUGUGACGGUGUUCGGCAGGAAUCUGCACCUGAGGCUGCGCCCGAACACCCGCCUGCUAGCCCCCGCCGCCACCAUGGAGUGGGAGGAGUCAGGGCGACAACACUCUCAGCCAAUAGGAGACGCCGGCUGCUUCUACACGGGAGACGUGACCAAUAUGGAGGACGCAUCCGUCGCCAUCAGCAACUGUGACGGGCUGGCCGGGAUGAUCCGGACGGGUCAGGAGGAGUUCUUCAUCGAGCCGCUGGAUCGAUGGAGGACAGGAAGAGCAGAAGAGGAAGAGGAAGAGGAAGUAGAAGGAAGACGACACAUCGUUUAUCGCUCGUCGGCCAUCAUUAAGAAACAACCAGCUGUCAAUCAAACGGCUGAAGACUUCCUCCGAGGUCCUCUGUUAGGCUCUCUGAACCUCACACAGGACGUUUGGACCGGAUCCAGAUCCGCUCGACACCGGCGCUACAUCGAAGAGGCCGAAGAGUUCAACAUCGAGGUUUUGUUAGCAGUGGAUUAUUCCGUUCUUCUCUUCCACGGUCGAGACCACAUUCAGAAAUAUCUCCUGACCCUCAUGAACAUAGUUAAUGAGAUCUAUCAAGAUCACUCUCUGGGCGCCAACAUCAACGUAGUGCUGGUCCGGAUCGUCAUGCUGUCUCCAUCCAAGUCUCAGCAGCUGAUCUCCGUGGGGAACCCUCAGAAGAGCCUGGAGAAUGUGUGCGGCUGGUCCUACCUCCAGCAGAGAGAGCAGAGCCACGCCGAGCAGCACGACCACACCGUGUACCUGACCAGGCAGGAGUUCGGGCCCUCGGGCAUGCAGGGUUAUGCUCCAGUUAAAGGAAUGUGUCAGCUGCACCGGAGCUGUGUCCUCGUCCUCGAAGACGGAUUCUCCUCAGCCUUCGUCGCUGCUCAUGAAACGGGACACGUGCUGGGGAUGGAGCAUGACGGAGAGGCGAACGCCUGCGAGGACGACGUCCCGCUGGGCAGCAUCAUGUCCCCGAGGGUCCAGGCCACCUUCCACCGGUACCACUGGUCCCGCUGCAGCUGGAAGGAGCUGCACACCUACCUGAA